Schistocerca serialis cubense is the source of this 3937-nucleotide messenger RNA. Its product is annotated as patched domain-containing protein 3-like. Gene Ontology annotation, cellular component: membrane. The transcript has 18 exons. The coding region runs from base 1 to 2817 and encodes 938 amino acids. NCBI's taxonomy places the organism in Eukaryota, Metazoa, Arthropoda, Insecta, Orthoptera, Acrididae. The record is from RefSeq and is a predicted model, not a curated record.
AUGGAGGCCGGACGCGCGCCGCUGGCAGAGCCGGAGGACGACGGCGACCUGUCGGAGGCUCAGCUGCCGGCCACGCUGGCCGCCGCGACGCCGCCGCCUCCGACGCCGCCGCCGCCCUCCAUGUCGCGAGCCUUCCAGCAGCGCACCGACUCCGUGCGGCUGCUCGACCGCUUCGAGGGCUUCUUCUACAGGCUGGCACUAACAGUUGCCAAACGGCCAGUGCACUUCUUCGUGGGAACCCUGUUGUUCACGGUGCUCUCGGCGACUGGUCUGUUUUUCUGGAACGAAGAAGUCGACAACGUGAAGUUGUUUCUUAACCCAUCCAUGGACCUGUACAAACGCUCGCGCUGGGUAGACGAGCACUUCAAAGACCAACUCCGCUACGAGAUCAUCAUAGUUGAAUCGGACAACGUGCUCCGGCCAGAUGUCCUCCAGUGGAUUGCAGACCUACAGACAUCAAUAAAGGAGAAAAAUGUGUCUGGGAUUGUGCUGUACGAUGUGUGUGCUCGGUAUAAUACGUGGUUUGAAGGAACAGAGGGUAUUGACUUGAGUGCCUUUUCUGACUUUAUAGACAUUGACAGUAUACCAAUACCUAAUGAAUGUUUGUAUCAGAGCAUACUCAAAUUGUGGACUGUUAAUGGAAUUGUCAAAGAAAAUCUGGUAAAUGAGACUCAGGAAAUGAUUAAUAAAAAAGUUUCCACUGCAUUAAUGGCCAGUUCUGAUGUGAGUAUACUGGAUGACAUCACUUCUCUCUUAGCUGGAGUGGAGUGGAAUCUUAACAAGACUGAAGUAUUGGGAGCCAGAGCUACUAUCAUCAUUUGGAUGCUUGACAAGUCUCAUAGCUCCUCUGCUGAGUGGGAAUUGGGAUUUAUUGAAGAAGCACUAUUCUCAAACAGGACACUUCCUCCUCGUACAAAUAUCUAUGCGAUUUCAACACGAAGCUAUGAUGACUUCAUCCGUGAAGUUGUAGAGAACAACACAACACUGUUGUUUGCUGGAUUUUCACUCAUUAUACUAUAUGUUAUUCUGAUGAUGAGCAAGUACCACCCCAUUGAACAGAGGGUCUAUUUGUCACUGUUGGGAGUCUCCAUUAUUGGGCAAUCAAUUCUUGCUUCCUAUGGCCUGUGUUUCUACAUGGGCUUCUUCUGGGGACCCCUACAUCCAGUUUUGCCAUUUCUGCUCCUUGGUAUUGGAGUUGACAAUAUUUUUGUAAUUAUGCAGAGUCUUGAUAAUGUCAACGAGGGAAGAAAAGACAUGAAUGUUCAAGAAAAAAUAGGUCUGACCUUGAAAAAAUGUGGAAUUUCUGUUACUGUAACUAUCCUAACAGAUGUAAUAGCAUUUGCUGUUGGAACAUCAACUAAAAUGCCUUUCCUGAGGUCAUUCUGUGUUUUUGCUGCUGUUGGUAUAGCAUGUGUAUAUGUUUAUGUAAUGAUAUUUUUUGUAAGUUGUUUAUCAAUUGAUGAAAGAAGAGUUAUGGCAAGACGAGAAGGAUGCUUCUUUAGAAAACACGAUGAAAAUAAAAAUGUCAACUGUAGAAGAGAUAGUAUUCAACAAAGAAUAUUUGCUAAUUAUUUUGCACCAUACUUGGUUAAAUGGCCAGUGAAGGUUGUUGUUCUGCUUACAACUGUUGUACUGCUUGGUAUUAAUAUUGUGGGAGUCCUACGUGUGGAGAGAAAGUUUGAUCCCAUGUGGUAUCUGAAUCAGGGCUCUUAUCCAAUAAAAUUCAAUGAAAAAUUAGUUGAGUAUUUUCCCUUCUAUGGAAAGAGGGGAGGCAUAUACAUGCGUGGAAUAGAUUACUACUAUAACUAUUAUCAGGCAAACAAUAAUGCUCUUGAAUUUCUUAUAUCAAAGCUGGCAGAAAAUCCUUACAUUAGCCAGGGAUCACAAAAAAUAUGGUUUAAGGACUUCCAAAACUAUCUUGAAAGCCAAGAAUAUGACGCUGAGGAUUCAAUUGAAUAUAACAAUUAUCUAACUGAAUUUCUGCUGCUAACCAAUAAUGGACAAAGUUUCAUUAAGGAUCUCAAAUUUGAUGGUUUUCCCCUUGAAGGUUACAACAUCACAGCAUCGCAAAUACCCUUUCAAUACAUCAUGCUGAACAGUACUGCAGAACAAAUAAAAGCCAUGCAAUCAAUUGAAGAGCUGGUUGCUUCACUGAAUAUCACUGAGGAAGAAGAAACAAUAUUCACAUAUUCUGCCGAUUAUGUUUCAUGGACAGCAAACAAGAUUGUCGGCGAGGAGCUGUUUCGGAAUUUGGCAAUCACAUGUGCUGCUGUCUUUGCUGUAACACUGUGCUUGAUUAAGGGCCCAAGAGCUGUGGUAUUGGUCAAUUUAUGUGUGAUACUUACUGUAACUGACCUCAUUGGGUCAAUGUACUGGUCAGGACUAACAAUUGAAAUUUCUUCAUCUCUGAUGAUUCUCUUGUGUGCGGGAUUGACAGUUGAUUAUGCUGCCCAUGUUGGACAUGAAUAUGUACAUGCUAAGGGAACAAGAAAUGAAAGGGCUGUAGAGUGUAUUAGACGUAUUGGACCAGCAGUUUUCAAUGGUGGAUUCAGUACAUUCCUUGCAUUUUCAUUGCUGGGAAUUAGUGACUCUUACCUCUUCACAACAUUUUUUAAGUUGUUUGCUGGUGUUGUUGCAUAUGGAUUGUUUCAUGGCCUGAUUUUCCUGCCUGUUAUUCUGAGUAUUUGUGGUCCACAAGACAAAAAAAGUACCAAGCUACAGGCAGAUGCAACAAAUGGAAUUAAUCGUUUCGCAAAACUUCUGACUGCAGAUAAAAGUGCAGUUGAUUCUACAUUUGUUGACUUAAUACAGAAGUAACUGUGCAAAAGUGAUUCUACAUUUUGGACAUAAUACAGAUGUAACUUCCCAAAAAGUGUAGUGCUUUCAAGUACUACAUUCCAGAAGAUUUGAGUACAAAUGUGGGAGUAACACAUAGUCAGUGUGUGUUUAUAUAUCUCCCAGAUCUUGCUCCUCAAGUGUGAACUGUGCACUGGGUUUAACUGGUGUUAUAAAAUUUUACUUAGGCAUGUACAAAGCAGGUUUGAUCAUCAUCUGCUGUUUUUAUAUAAGUGAAUGAAAGAUUGUUAUGCCAUGUGAGUAGUCAAUCAUGAGAAAAAUCAACAGAUAAAGGAAUUAUGUGAAUCAAAAUUCUAAUUUCAUUUAAUAUGUUUGGUGAAUGGUUUCAUAAAAAAAGAAAAUGGAAGAUGAAAACAAGACACCUUCCUUCGCCAUCAAACUGAUCACUAUUCACUACAGAGUUCUUUUAGCGAUGUUUAUAAAGCUGCUGUGUGAUUCUUAAAUUUUUGUGAGCUGUAGACUGCAUUGUGUUGUAAAAUGUAUGCACAUUUCAUCCACUACUGCAGGAGGCCUUCAUCAAACUGUGCAAGUCCACUUGAAACUGUCAGUGAAGACUUCUUUUGGACUCUAUGGAAGCACUGAUGGCAUAGUCUUUGAUAUCUGCUAAUGUGUGAAGCAGAAAACUGUAUAUUAUUACCAUGGUGAUUGACUACCCUAUACAAGAGAAACUGGUAGCACGAUGCGACAUUCCUACGAUGAUGAUUUGCUAAAAACGUACCAAGCAAGUGAAAUGUGCCAAUGAAAUUUCCAGCAACUUAUAUUUUUAUUGUUUUCUUUUUAUUAGUCAAUUUAUGUAUCAGAAAUAGGGACCCAAUUUUGUACUUCCUCAGAUCUUUGUAAAUGAUGUCAUUAAUGUCAUGCUUGCCAUUUUUCAAUUCCUCCAAUAUAAAUCUCAGACAAUAGUUGGGCCAGAAUCUGUUGCACUUUUUCCUACAUUAUUUUUCCUUGCACUUGUUGAUUGCAAAUCCAAAUGUGGCAUAUCAUUAAUAGUUUCACUUUUAUCCAGAAAGUAUCUGAAUCAUCUCUAAACUCAUAUUUUGAUCAAAACUUCUGGUCUGUACAUUUUUGCCAAUAUUCCAAU